UAUUCUGACAGGAGGAGCCAGACUUAGUCAACAGGAAGUUGCUUUUUUAAGCUGUAAAACAGAAGUUAGAAGGAGUAAGGAAGCAAUUAGAGUGAGCAUCAAAGCUUAGCUACAUCAGUUUUCUGUUAAAUGUAUAAAGAAUUGAAUCUACGAUAAAUAACAAAGGAAACAGAAUUUCAACGUUUUGUUGUGUUUUGUGAUUCAGAGACUGUUGGAUUAAGUCUGAAGUCAGGAUCUUGAAGUUUCAGCAUGAUGAGCCGUCCGCAGAGCUUCAUAGAAGGUGAAGCUCCUGACUCUCAGCAUGCAAAAUCAAAGAGAGGGUCAAAGGUCACCACAGAGAGAGUGGCACUGGUGGUUCUCUGUAUCCUCCUGGCAGCUGCUCUCAUCGUUAUUUGUUGUCUCUCGUUUGACAAAAUUAGAGCUAACAAAGAGCUCGAAAACCUGAAACAUCACAAAAUGAAGUGUGAAAGUAAUCUGACAGAGACUCUCUCUAAGAUAAAAUCAUGCAGCACGGUGCAGCCGACCUGUCCAGGACCUAAAGUAAUAAAUGAUCCUUGUUAUAAAUGUGAAGAAGGCUGGGAGCUACAUGGAGGAAAGUGCUAUUACUUCUCCAUCAGUAAAUCAUCCUGGAAACAGAGCAGAGAUCAAUGUAGAGCUAAAGGAGGAGACCUGGUUAAGAUAGACAGCAGAGAGGAGCAGACUUUCCUGGAGAGAAGACUGAGAGACGUAAUGACUGAAGCUGAGGACAAGUUCUGGAUCGGACUGACAGACUCAGCAGUAGAGGGCAGAUGGGUGUGGGGGGAUGGAUCACCACUGAAUGAAAGGCUGCAGUUUUGGAGUAACUACGAGCCAGAUAAUGUGUGAGGAUGGGAGAAAAAGGUGGAGCUGAUGAUCUGAAGUGUUUGGUUUGCUGUACUUUGCUCAAAGCCUGACAGAAGUAUUUGUGAGAAAGCAGCAGUAACUGGACAGUUUCAAAAUGUAUGUGACUGAAAUUCAGUCUAUUAAACACCAGAGUGGAGUGAUGCAGUAACGCCCCCCCCCCCCAAAAAAAAAAAAAACAUAUUAAAAAAUGUAACAUUUUGCAUCUGAUAAUUUCUUUUCUUUUUUGAUCUGAUUAAUAUAAACAUGAAAUGUGGGAGCACUUCUAAAAUUAAUUGAAGUGUUUUCAAAUGCUCUUUUGUUAUUUAGAAAUAUCCCAAAACAUUUUAGACUCCCCUGAAUGAAUGAAUACUUCACUCAACUAGAGAAGAAACUAUGAAUUAAUUAUUAUCAGUUUUGCAGGAGAAAGGACGAAAGGAAGAAAUGUUGUGUUAAAAUAGAGCAAUUAAUAGAUGUUAGUGUGAAUAAAAGGAGUAACUGAGCAUUUCAGUGUUUGAUAUUUUAUCUGGAUACAACUGAUUAGUCUGACACUUGGUAGAAGUGUUAAUUACUAAUAAACAGAGAAACACUUAAAUUGACAGUUUAUGGACUUUGCCUUGUAUUGCUCAAAGAAGUGAACAAACAAGCAAGCAAACAAAAAGUACUCUGACAAACUUAAAUUCGUAGCAGCAUUUCUUGUCAUAAAUCAUGACCUGUGUGGAGUUUAGCAGGAAAUAUUUGCUCUUUAGAGAACCAUCAACCAUCAUUCAAAAAAAGUGCGCAGCUGGCUAAUAUUACAGCUCAGCUGAGGGGGACACCAUCAAUGUUUAUAUCCUGUCACACCAUCAGCGGCAUGACCUUCACCUCACAUGUAGAUAUGUAGGCAAUUCCACUACAGCACUACAGUCUAGAGGAACGGCAUCUGUUGGUUUAAUUUUCUGAUUCUGCUGCUUUAUAUUGAACUGUUAAUGUUACUGUGUCCACUUUCUGCACUUUCCUGAACUCUUACAUCUGUAUCUCCUCUAAAUGUUAAUUAGGUGAAACUCUUGAUGCUCUUUAGUUAAAACUAGAGGGUCAGAGAUGGUAAAUAAGACCAGUGAGCCUUUUUCUGCUUGAUAAGAGGAUCACUGCUGGGUUUCCCACACUGUAAUAGGCAUCACCUGAGGUUAUGUGAAAUCCACAAAACAUUUCACUGUCCUAUUUUAAUGAAACUCUCACUAAUUGAUGUGUACCUUUAAGGCUAACACACACACACACAUACACACACACACACACACACACACACACACACACACACACACACACAGUGUUAAAUUGAUUUUUUCAAAGUGUCUCUUCUGUUGAUUAACAAGUUUUCUAGUUCCUUUAAGUUUAUUUUUAACUAAAGUUUUUGUUGUAAAAAAUAUUUGAGUGUUUCAACAGCACAGGUACAACUGCAACUUCAAAAAAUCAAUAAUGUUUAUCAGAUGAUAUAAUACAGUUAUCGGUGUUUUCUUUUAAGAAAACUCUUCACAGUUGUUUUAAAUAUUAAAUAUUAAGCGCACUAAUAGUAAUAUUAGUGUGCUGACAACUUUUGACAUCUGAAGUGAAAAUGAAACAAAUCAAAGACUUUAUAUAUAUAUAUAUGUAUAUAUAUGUGUGCAAGAAAGAUAAAAAGUCAGCUGUGUACCAGCCUGACUUCUGCACAACACAACUGAUGGUCCCAAACCCAUGAAGAAGCCAUCUGAAAGAAGGCCAAGAGUUUACAGCGCUGUCAACAAAGCAAAGGGUGUCUACAUUCAGAAAUCUAAAAUAUAAGAUAUGUUUAGAGUUAUUUAUCAUAUUUUCUUUGCUAACUAGUUGGCUGUUCUAGCUUGUUGUGUUGUUACCUAUUGUUUGUUGUCCUGUUUUAUAUUGUUUUGUUUUAAUUGUCUCGUGCCUUUACUGACUGUGAAGCAUUAUGGUCAACAUUGUUGUUUUAAUAUGUGCUAUAUAAAUAAAUUUUGAUUUGA
This is a messenger RNA of Oreochromis niloticus (Nile tilapia), 2849 nucleotides long. RefSeq names its product CD209 antigen-like protein E. The record is from RefSeq and is a predicted model, not a curated record. Bases 250 to 864 code for a protein of 204 amino acids. Gene Ontology annotation, molecular function: (1->3)-beta-D-glucan binding. Gene Ontology annotation, biological process: cellular response to molecule of fungal origin. The transcript has 7 exons. Lineage: Eukaryota; Metazoa; Chordata; Actinopteri; Cichliformes; Cichlidae.